AUACUCAAUUAGUAUUCGCUGCAUUUUGCUCCGUGUCACUACUCGUGCUAAAAUAUCCACCGCACCUACUUAUUUUUGGAUACCAUUUGUCAUACUGGGAGGAUAAGACAUGAAGACCAUUAUCAUUUUGGCUGUUGUUAUUGCAUUUGCCCUGGGAGCUCCACAAGCCGUCGAUGAUUCCCGCAAUGCACAGAUUCUGCGUUACGAAACGGACAAUAUUGGCGUUGAUGGAUACAGAUAUGCUUUUGAGACCAGCGAUGGAAUUUCACGGCAGGAGGAAGCUGAACUGAAGAAUGCUGGAACAGAGAAUGAGGCCAUUUCCGUGCGUGGUUCCUACAGUUGGGUAGCCCCUGAUGGUCAGACCUACACCAUCAAUUUCAUUGCCGAUGAAAAUGGUUACCAGCCCGAAGGUGCCCAUCUGCCCAAAGCCUAAACAGCAUCAGCAUCAACGAAAUAUGCACAAAACCACCAAACAUUUCGCAUCAAUCCUCUUGCAAACGUCUGCCAUCGAGCAACAUCAUCCAAAACCAUUGAAAAGCAAAUACUCAGCAAAAAUGUCAAAGACAUAAAAUUUGCUCUCUUCGCCAUAUGCUCUGUGUGUUUAAUGUUGUAAAAACACCUAAUUGGAAAGAGUUUUACCUGGGUAAACAGAAAUAUGAACACAAGAAUUAUACUGUGACAUGAAUAAAAUAAAAAAAAAACAACAUUAGUUUAAAACAA
Messenger RNA from Phlebotomus papatasi, 720 nucleotides. Its product is annotated as flexible cuticle protein 12-like. Gene Ontology annotation, molecular function: structural constituent of chitin-based larval cuticle. Bases 110 to 433 code for a protein of 107 amino acids. Gene Ontology annotation, cellular component: chitin-based extracellular matrix. Lineage: Eukaryota; Metazoa; Arthropoda; Insecta; Diptera; Psychodidae. The transcript is spliced from 3 exons. The record is from RefSeq and is a predicted model, not a curated record.